Messenger RNA from Mirounga angustirostris (Northern elephant seal), 2527 nucleotides. RefSeq names its product enolase-phosphatase 1 (gene ENOPH1). The record is from RefSeq and is a predicted model, not a curated record. NCBI's taxonomy places the organism in Eukaryota, Metazoa, Chordata, Mammalia, Carnivora, Phocidae. The coding region runs from base 797 to 1558 and encodes 253 amino acids. Gene Ontology annotation, molecular function: magnesium ion binding; acireductone synthase activity. The transcript is spliced from 7 exons.
GCGCGCGGGCCGAGGAGGCGCGGCGGGCCUCCCUAACCGAUCGGCCGGAGCCCGGGCCAACGCAGUCAGGCAAACCAGUCCCGGCACGGCCUCUUUUGCUGGCUGAGGACGGGAGGAGGGGCGCGAGCCCGAUCAGGUUACUGUAAAUAUGCAAAAGCGGAGGCAGUGGGCGGGGAGGGGGCUAGGUGCCGUAGAGGGCAAGGGGCACUCACAUCCCCGGCGCGCCACUCGCGGGGCUCCCGUCUGCACGUGCCCCGGGCCUCUCCCGCUCGCUCAACCAGUCUGCGGAGAGGGCGCGCGCGCCCGCGCACCCGGCUCCCGCGUUCGCUUCUUUGUUCCCGCCCACGCGAGGCCCAUUUUGACGGAUCGGGUUCGAGGCUCUCUGGUGGCCAAUCGGCGUCGACGCCUUUACCUCCCCCCACCCCCUCGGAACUCCGCGAAGGCCGCCCCUUUUCCCUGCCCACGUGGUCUCGGCCUCCGGCCCUAGGCAGCUAGGUAGUUCAGGGCGCCUGUGCGGCCGUCUUAUCCACCUUCAGGGGCGCGGAGGUGGCCCUGUUCCUCGUGCUGCGGGACGCACGCGGCUGCCGGGUGGGAGAUUCUUGCGGGGCUGUCGGAAGCCCAGGACUGUGCUGGGGGCGCAGUGUGCGCCGCCCUCCGCCCUUCCUUCCAGUAGGCCGAUUCCGGUAGUUGCAUCCGGUAGGGAAAUGGUCGUGCUUUCCGUGCCCGCCGAAGUCACUGUGAUCCUGUUAGAUAUCGAAGGUACCACAACCCCGAUUGCUUUCGUGAAGGUGCCCAGAUGCUGCUGCCUUGCUGCUCCCCGUACCACACUUCAAGUAUUGAGGCUUCAUACACAUUUGACAUUUUAUUUCCUUACAUCAGAGAAAAUGUUAAAGAGUAUCUUCAGACACAUUGGGAAGAAGAGGAGUGCCAGCAGGAUGUCAAUCUUUUGAGGAAACAGGCUGAAGAGGAUGCCCACCUGGAUGGGGCUGUUCCCAUCCCUGCCUCAUCUGGGAAUGGAGGAGAUGACCUGCAGCAGAUGAUCCAGGCCGUGGUGGAUAACGUGUGCUGGCAGAUGUCUCUGGACCGGAAGACCACGGCGCUGAAACAGCUGCAGGGCCACAUGUGGAGGGCGGCAUUCGCAGCUGGGCGCAUGAAAGCCGAGUUCUUCGAAGAUGUAGUUCCAGCAGUCCGGAAAUGGAGAGAGGCUGGAAUGAAGGUGUAUAUCUAUUCUUCAGGGAGUGUAGAGGCCCAGAAGCUAUUAUUUGGGCAUUCUACAGAGGGAGAUAUUCUUGAGCUUGUUGAUGGGCACUUUGAUACCAAGAUUGGACACAAAGUGGAGAGUGAGAGUUACCGAAAGAUUGCAAGCAGCAUUGGGUGCUCAACCAACAACAUCUUGUUUCUAACAGACGUUACACUAGAGGCCAGCGCUGCCGAGGAAGCGGAUGUGCACGUCGCUGUGGUGGUGAGACCUGGCAACGCGGGGCUGACAGACGAUGAGAAGACUUACUACAGCCUCAUCACGUCCUUCAGCGAACUGUACCUGCCCUCCUCAGCGUAGAGCAGGAGGUGUAAGGAGCACCAGCCUGGCCUCGCAGACUUCUCCCUGUAGUCUAGUUUUAUUCUGAUGGUGAAAGUAACUGACUUCAAAAGCCAUAUAUACACACACAUAGGUAUGCAGGUGUAUAUAUGUGUAUGUUUAAAUUGCCUUCCACGGGCACAUAAGUGGAAAAAAAAAAAAAUCUCCGUUCAGUGAAAAGGAAACUUAUUUAAAGAUGCUUUCGAUGUAGAAAUUGUUUGAAACCACAGCUCUAACCCUUACGGGGGGCGCAAUGUAGCUGAUAGAAGAAUUACCACAGUGCAGAUUACACGUGUUAUGUUCAUCAAGUCAUGUUACCGACAUGGGAAGGUAGGUCCGAGAAGUUAUUCAGAAGCCUUGUUAUUUUAAAAACUGGAAGUAUUUCACAGACUUAUUCCCAAUAAUAAUUCAUUCCCCUUUUAAAUUAUGAGUUAGAAGAUUGUGACAGCUGAGUUUCAAAAUAUUAGCCUCCCUCGUACAAAAGACAGAGCCAUUUGUUUCUGCUCCAAAAGAGCAAAAUGGGGAGAGGAAACUCAUUUGAAUCUUGAUGAAGCAAGCAUCUCUUACUGAAGAAACUUGAGCUAAUCACUGUGGCACCCCCAGCAAGCGGUUGCCUUACCAGUGAAAACGGUGCAUUGAUACAACAGCUAAAACUUACUGUCUAACAGAGUAGUCCUAAUCCUGCCAGUUGGUAUCAUUAUGGAUUUUAUAGUUGCCUUUCUAACUACUUUUUAGCAGUUUGAGAAUAUAGGUUGCUAUUUACUAAAAACAAAAGGUUUACUGAAAUCAUUCCAUAAGACCCUUCUAGAAGAGCCCCAAUAAUGUAAUAUUUGCCUCUGAAAUGGAUGUGAAGAGUGUAAAUUUUAUAACAGCAUUAUUUAUCCUGGUUCAGUCCUAAUGGGAUGUCAUGUCAGUUUCAUGUUGUGAUUAAUAAAAACAUUUUCUUCUCCA